Colletotrichum phormii is the source of this 554-nucleotide messenger RNA. RefSeq lists its product as uncharacterized. The record is from RefSeq and is a predicted model, not a curated record. The coding region runs from base 71 to 229 and encodes 52 amino acids. The transcript has a single exon. Lineage: Eukaryota; Fungi; Ascomycota; Sordariomycetes; Glomerellales; Glomerellaceae.
GCAGGGGACUGCUGCUGCGGCGCUCGCGACGCCCGCCGUGCAGAGGGUCGUGUCUGCGUCGAACCGGUUUAUGCCGUCUACGCCGGAGCUGAACCUGACGCCUAUUAAGAAUGAUGAUCCGGUCUCGGCGAACGAGAGGCCGCUACGGUGCCCGUUUUGCGUGAAUCAGCGGAUGCUUAGGACGAUUAAGGAGGCUGUUGAGCAUAUGUCUACGCAUGUUGUGGUCUAGGGCCACUUAAUCGCAGAAGACUGGGAAGGGUAUGAUGGGGGUUGGCAAAAGGGGAGCGGAGUGAUUAUUGAACGAAAACCCAAAAUCCCCUGGCGAGCGAUACUUAGGAGUUGGUAAUCCAAUAUUUCGGUUGAGUAUCGACAUACCUUUGGAGGAUAAUAGUAGGCGAUGGACCAAUCACCACUUUCACAAAACAAAAAAAGCUUUUUGCUAUCGGAUAGGGGAAUAGGAAGGUUUCGAGGUAUCAAGGGGGAAAACCCCCCAAGUCACGUUGCGCGUGUGUAGUGUGUAUAUAUAUAUGCAUAAGUGUUAGGGCCGGGGGAGG